GUAGACUCGUCGGAAGGCGUGCGGUGAAAUGCUCCGAGUGCGCGUGUGGGCGGUGUCGCGAUGGCGGACGGAGAGGGGGGGUAGAAGCUUGGGUUAGGUAGCAGUGGCUGAGCGAUGUAGAUGGGCGAUAGAUGAUGGGUGAUGGGCGAUGGAUGGUCGACUCCACAAUCGGAGCCACGGGGGAUGGAUGGGGGGGCGCGCACUGGGACUUGUGUGGUGCGGGUCAACUGGUGGCCGCUCCGGGACGCCCAGACCCGUUCAUGGCCAAGGAAGGCCCCAAGCCAUGCCAGAACCAUUGCGACUCAUCUACAGUAUGUACUUUGAUGGUGACACUCCCACCCAGCAUGCUUUGUCUCUCAUGUCUUGCACUUGGGCCCUGUCUGCGAUUGUUCCACCCCUUGAAACUUGCCUGGUCAAUUGGGGGUCCCGUAUCGUGGUUAAGGCUGCACCUGGGCUCCUGGGAUAUGCCCCUGUAUGCACCCUGAACAUUUCCCUCAGCUUGUCGCCAUCUCUCGAGGGCGCUAUCAUACAUAAGCCUCGAAGCCUAGAUGUGCCGUGGCCUAAUGGCAUGGUAGCCCAAUCAUCUAGGUAGCGCUGAACGGGUCAUCGAACCCACAGAGGGCUGCGGUGAUUCCUGUACAUUAUGUUCCAACAUGUUGGAAGGUUUGCACCAUCCGGGGCACGUGACUUGGAGUGCUUAGUCAGGCCUCUUCCGUAGUUAUAACACACAGAGGCCCUCUGAGUAUCAUCCCAUUUGCGUCCUACUGUCCCAUUCGCGUCCUACUGUCCCGCAAGGCUGGAGUGGCAACGGGGCGUGUUCAGUU
Molecule: messenger RNA, 824 nt
Organism: Westerdykella ornata
Lineage: Eukaryota; Fungi; Ascomycota; Dothideomycetes; Pleosporales; Sporormiaceae
Exons: 1
Coding region: 149-592 (147 amino acids)
Source: RefSeq, a predicted model, not a curated record